AUGCGCUUCAGCAUUGCCAUUGCGGCCUUGAUCCCCUUGGCCUUUGCCAAGACAUCCUACAAAAACUGGAAGGCGUACUCCAUCGACACUGCCGGCUCUACCCAUGAUGAUGUGGUGAAGGCCCUGAAGGGAAUCAAUCACAUCCCGAUCGGCGAGCAUCACGAUGCUAUUGAAGUCGCGGUGGACCCGAAAAGCCUUGGCAAGUUUGAAGGUCUUGACUUGAACGUCAAGCUUUUCAUCAACGACAUGGACGAAGAGUUUGCCAAGGAGGGAGCAUUUGAGGAACUCGGCGCUGCACGCACUCAUGGUAGCAAGAAGGUUGCCUAUCCCGACCAGUCUUACUUCAAGUCCUACCAUAGUUUUGAACAGCACACCCAGUUCCUCAACGAUCUGCAGAAGUCGUUCUCCAAGAACUCUGAGGUUUUCACCACCGGCAAGAGUGUUGAGGGCCGAGAGAUUAAGGGCAUUCACCUCUGGGGCAAGCGCGGCAAGGCCAAGAACCCAGCCAUCAUCUGGCAUGGAAAUGUCCACGCUCGCGAGUGGAUUAGCAGCAUGACUGUCGAGUACCUGGCCUGGAAGCUAGUCCAAGGUUACGGCAACAAGGAAAAGCUCGUUCGAUCAAUCAUUGACACUCAUGACUUUUAUAUCAUCCCAAUUGUCAACCCUGACGGCUUCGUCUACAGCAUCAAGUCCGAUAGACUUUGGCGCAAGAAUCGCUCCAAGGAUGACAAGAAAUGCAUCGGCACCGAUAUGAACCGCAACUGGCCCUACAAGUGGGAUAUUCCUGGCGGUUCUUCCACAAAUCCUUGCGAUGAGACCUACCGAGGUCGCAAGCCUGGCGACACUCCCGAAAUUAAGGCUCUCACAAGCCACGCCCUGUCUGUCAAGAAGAAGACAGGAAUUCGUUCCUACAUCGACUGGCACUCAUACAGUCAACUCAUUCUCCUGCCCUACGGCUACACCUGCGACCUCAACGCGACAAACACCAACUACCAGAUGAAGCUGGCAGGAGAAGUCGCCGCUGCAAUUGAAGACAACUCGGGAAGCGACUUUCUUUAUGGUCCAACUUGCCAGACCAUUUAUCAGACUUCGGGUGGAAGCAGCGAUUGGGUUUUCGAUGUUGCUGGGGCUGAAAUCGCCUGGGGUAUUGAGCUUCGGCCUGGUCGGUUGACAGGUGACGGCUUCGUGCUCCCGCCCAAGCAGAUCAUCAAGUCGGGUGAGGAGAUUUGGGCUGGUAUGUCGGCUUUGUUCAAGGACCUUGUGAAGAAGGACAAACCCAAGUAUGGACACUAA
Molecule: messenger RNA, 1293 nt
Organism: Fusarium coffeatum
Lineage: Eukaryota; Fungi; Ascomycota; Sordariomycetes; Hypocreales; Nectriaceae
Exons: 4
Coding region: 1-1293 (430 amino acids)
Biological process (GO): proteolysis
Molecular function (GO): zinc ion binding; metallocarboxypeptidase activity
Source: RefSeq, a predicted model, not a curated record